CAUUAUUUACAUCGCCAUCUUGCCUGCAAAUCCGCGCCACCGGACCUUCUGAAACAUACGUCACUGCGCCGCUGAGUCAGCGAACUUUCCAGCGCAGGGAUGUCUGAGCGGUUGAAGAAGAUGCGUCUACACCACGACACCAGGUUCCCAAACGUCAGAACCAUCAAGACCCGGAGCCAUUCGAGGGACGACUGCUUCUUCCACGGGCUUCCAUCGGAAGUUUUCCACAUGAUCCUGGAUCUUCUGUCUGUGGUGGAAAUGAGUGUUCUCUGCACUGUGUCCAAGAAAUUCUGCGGCUUUAUCAUGGACUACAUCGACACCUUUUCUUGGAGGAAAAAACACAUUUUCAGAGACUUUCAUCCUCCCAGCUGCACGGAACGCAGGCAGAACUUUAAACACUACAGGGACAUUGGUCUGUUAUUUAAGAAAUGCACCAUGUUGUUACCAACGAAGAAGAGGCUACGAUAUGUCUUCAGAAAGUUUUCAGUGGUUCCUUGCCUCAUGUAUGCUCAGUGUUGUGUUCCAAACUGCACUGGGUUUGCUUGCCUUGGAGUUUUUCUUCAGACACUACUUGCUGGCUGGAGUGGAGAGGAAAUUCAAAAAGUGUUCUUCUUCCUGUGCGAGCAAACAGGCAUGUUUUCAAGAAUUGAGUCAAGCUUCAGUGGAAAGCAAGGCGCGCGAGAACUCACGGAGAUUCAGCUCCGUAACUUCUGCCGUAACGUUUUUCUGAACCACUGGUCUGAUCAGAAGGAGUAUCAGUUUUGGCUCGUGGAGCUCCUGAAUCCUUGGCCUUUGGUUGUUCAAGCUCAACUGCUCUUCAUCCUCUUUGGACCACUGAUGCCUGAUGGCACUGUUGGUUGGCGAGAGCCAGUGGAAACGCUUCUCACCAACAACUGUUUGUGGGACUUGGCCAAAGCCAUUUUACACUUGUUCAGCCAUUCAGGGGUCAAAGGCUGCACCACAGGUUCUGUGCUGGCAAUCGUGGAGGAACUUGUUGGCAUACCUCAUCGAUGGGAGGAUGAGAAUAUAGCCCGUCUCCUGAUUCUUUGUGGAAGAAACAUUUGUUACACCAUCCUGGUCAACAAACUACUCAGUGGACGACUUGCAGAGAUGUCCAGAUGUCUUGUCUUCAUCGUACUGGUGUGUGAGAAGGAAUGCUAUCACAUGAACUGGGCAGCAAAGUUGGUCCAUCAGAUCUGCAAGGUCAUCACCCCAGUUUCCCAGCGCUUCAAAUUCAUCGAACAGCUGGAGCUCAUGUUCUCUGAAGUCACCAAGGAGAUGUUUGAGUCUGCCAUUUUGGGAAACAAUCCAGAUGAUGACGACACUCUUGAUUCUCUGCAAAUUCUGGACUCCAUUGCUCGCUUCCACACGAGGUUCCUUUUCAUGUUCAUUGAGUAUUGAUAUAGUACUGAUGAACCUUCAACAGUGACAGGACAAAGCCCGAUACUGUAGAACAGGAGGUAAUAACAGUACAUCUUAGUGUACGUUCAAUUAAGUGUUGCAGCCAUUUGGUUUGUUUGACUGUUAACUACGCUGCUUUAGUUGUUUACUGACAUUACAAUCUCGGUUUUUACUUUUAAUGGUUUCAGCUGAAAACACUUUUGUAAUCAGUAUUUAAUAUUUAUUGAAAAUCCAGUGUAUUUCGAAGUAUUUAUUCAAUAUUUAUUUUAUUUUUUUACUUUUAUACUUUUUGUAUUUUCCUGUUUAACAGUGUUCAAAAUAAAAUGUGUGUGUGAGUAUAAUGC
This is a messenger RNA of Synchiropus splendidus (mandarinfish), 1745 nucleotides long. RefSeq names its product F-box only protein 47-like. The coding region runs from base 100 to 1401 and encodes 433 amino acids. The transcript is spliced from 10 exons. NCBI's taxonomy places the organism in Eukaryota, Metazoa, Chordata, Actinopteri, Syngnathiformes, Callionymidae. Gene Ontology annotation, molecular function: protein binding. The record is from RefSeq and is a predicted model, not a curated record.